Messenger RNA from Ramularia collo-cygni, 1488 nucleotides. RefSeq names its product probable bleomycin hydrolase. Gene Ontology annotation, molecular function: cysteine-type aminopeptidase activity. The record is from RefSeq and is a predicted model, not a curated record. Gene Ontology annotation, biological process: proteolysis; response to toxic substance; L-homocysteine catabolic process. NCBI's taxonomy places the organism in Eukaryota, Fungi, Ascomycota, Dothideomycetes, Mycosphaerellales, Mycosphaerellaceae. Gene Ontology annotation, cellular component: cytoplasm. The transcript is spliced from 3 exons. The coding region runs from base 1 to 1488 and encodes 495 amino acids.
AUGGGCAACGUCGAAUCUACUCCCCAGCUGCCCGCUCGCACCCUCUCACGACGUGAACGCCGUCCUCCCCCAACCACAACCUUUGACGAAAAGUUUGAUGCCUUGAAGAUCGAUCAUGGCGUGGACAAGCACAUCGAUCGUCUCCUCUUCUCCCCCGACGACACCGAACACGUCGAUGCUGCUGCUACGGAGCAAUAUGUUCGACAUGUAUUGAAGGAUCCCAAGAAUAAGCUGGGACUGUCAGCUUUGAGCACCAACAACCCUUCUGCGGUUCUGGAGAAGCCAGCGACAGUGUUGAGGGACACCCAAUACUACAAUGUGACGAUCCCAAACGAGGGUUCCCCUGUGACCAACCAGAGAAGUAGCGGCCGCUGUUGGAUAUUCGCUGCGACCAACGUCUUCCGAGUCGCCAUUCAGCAAAAGUACAAGAUCAAGGACUUUGAGCUCUCCCAAAACUACCUCUUCUUCUGGGAUAAAGUGGAAAAGGCAAACUACUACCUCGAAUCCAUCUUGGAUACCGUUGAUGAGGAUGUAGACAGCAGACUGGUCAGCGCCUUGAUGGCGAGUCCAGUCGGCGAUGGUGGACAAUGGGACAUGAUCGUCAACCUUGUAUCAAAAUACGGCAUCGUCCCUCAAAGCCUCUAUCCCGACUCCUGGAACGCCCAGAACAGUUCCACCAUGGAUCGAAUCCUCACCACCAAACUCCGCGAAGACGGCCUCCGACUCCGAGCUCUGCGAUCAACCUCCUCAGACGACAGAAUCGCCUCGGCUAAGGAACAAAUGAUGCAAGAUAUCGUCCGAAUCCUCACCCUCUGUCUCGGUCCUCCGCCUUCCGCCCACGAGAAAUUCUCCUGGGAAUUCUACGACACUUCCAAUACCUUCAAGACCGYCUCCAUGACGCCUCUCGAAUUCGCGGAUACCACACAUGUGAAGAAGUUCAUCUCUCUGGUGAAUGACCCGAGGAAUGAUUACAAUCGUCUGUUGACAGUGGAUCACUUGGGAAAUGUAUGGGGAGCUCGGCCGAUCACCUACGUAAACGUCGACAAAGUCGUGUUGAAAGAAGCUUGUGUGGCGAUGUUGAAGAAAGGCCUCCCGAUCUUCUUCGGUUCGGAUGUUGGGAAGCAAUCUGAUUCUAGUAAAGGGAUCAUGGAUACGGAUCUGGUGGAUUAUGAAUUGGGAUUCAACAUCAAACUCGGUCUGACGAAAGCUGAAAGGUUACUGACGGGUGAAAGCCAAAUGACGCAUGCCAUGGUUUUGACGGCCGUACAUCUGGAUGAGAAUGAUAGGCCUGUGAGAUGGAGGGUGCAGAAUAGUUGGUCGAAUACCGCUGGAACGGAUGGGUACUUUGUUAUGAGUGACGCUUGGAUGGAUGAGUAUGUCUAUCAGGCGGUGGUUGAUCCGAGUGUUAUUUCAAAGGGGGUCAAGGAUGUGUUGAAGCAAAAGGCCAAGGUGCUGCCGCUUUGGGAUCCUAUGGGUGCGUUGGCUUGA